This is a messenger RNA of Puntigrus tetrazona (Sumatra barb), 1526 nucleotides long. It is a transcript of the gene myf6, whose product is annotated as myogenic factor 6. Gene Ontology annotation, molecular function: RNA polymerase II cis-regulatory region sequence-specific DNA binding; DNA-binding transcription factor activity, RNA polymerase II-specific; protein dimerization activity. The record is from RefSeq and is a predicted model, not a curated record. The coding region runs from base 48 to 767 and encodes 239 amino acids. Gene Ontology annotation, biological process: regulation of transcription by RNA polymerase II; muscle organ development; positive regulation of myoblast differentiation. NCBI's taxonomy places the organism in Eukaryota, Metazoa, Chordata, Actinopteri, Cypriniformes, Cyprinidae. The transcript has 3 exons.
GCUAUUUAAAUGCCAACAGUCUUACUGUCAAAACAGCCUACAACAACAUGAUGGACCUGUUUGAGACCAACACUUAUUUUUUCAACGAUUUACGUUAUCUCGAGGCGGACCAUGGGACCUUGGACAUGCCUGCAGUGUCCCCGCUCUACGACGGGAACGACAGCCCUCUGUCUCCGGGACAGGAUCCGGUCCCGUCCGAGACGGGGUGCGAGAGCAGCGGGGAGGAACACGUCCUCGCGCCCCCGGGGCUGCAGCCUCACUGCGAGGGUCAGUGUCUUAUGUGGGCUUGUAAGAUCUGUAAAAGAAAAUCCGCGCCGACCGACCGCCGAAAGGCCGCCACUCUGAGAGAAAGGAGGCGGCUUAAAAAGAUCAACGAAGCGUUUGAAGCGUUAAAGAAAAAGACGGUGCCCAAUCCGAACCAGAGGCUGCCCAAAGUGGAGAUUUUACGCAGCGCGAUAAACUACAUCGAGAAACUUCAGGACCUGUUGCACACGCUGGACGAGCAAGAGCAGAACUCUAACAGUGAUCCUUACACGUACAGCGCGAAAGAAAAUCACGUGGCUCCCAAUGAGUAUCACUGGAAAAAGACCUGCCAAAACUGGCAGGGGAUUCCAGAUCAUUCCAACUCCCAUAUGACCGGUCACCGAGAAGAAACCUCGGUGGAGUCUUCAACGUCCAGCAGCCUUCGUCGCCUCUCCUCGAUCGUUGACAGCAUUUCCACUGAAGAGACGAAAGCUCGCUGUCCCGACCAGAUCACCGAAAAGUGAAACUCGAGCAUCCACCUCACAUUUCCUACGUGUACUUAUUUCCAUGAGCUGGUGUGAAUGUUCUAAACGUAACAGGCAACACUUGCGAUAACUUUUUACGCAGUCAGCGUUAAAUAACCCAGGUCACGUUCAAUUAGAAAAAAUCAUAUGCGUGAAAACACGUUUCUAUCGACAUUUCUGUAUCUUCGUAGCAUUUCUUGGCUUUCCGAAUGUAGCUGUGAUUUGAUCUGUUAUGAGCACUGUGUAAUUAAUUGUGACCCUGGAGCGCAAAACCAGUCAGAAGCAGCACAGGUAUGUUUGUAGACAUCUUUUGCACUCUCUAAAUUUGCACAUUUUUAAAUAGCUGUACAUUGUCCUAUCCCGACAAACCAAUUCAAAUACAUUUUCGGCUUUCAGAUGAUGCCUCAAUCUCAAAAAAAUGACACUCAUGACUGAUGUUAUGCUCCAGGAUCACAAAUAAUGUAUUUAUUAUGUAUUAUGAAGUGUUCCCGUGUAAUAUUUAGUUGUUGUUUUCUUUCUUUCUCUUCAUAAAUGACCAUUCAGUGUAGUUGCUGCAGCUAAUUCCAGGUUGAUUUCAGGGUCAUUAACAUCAGCAAAAUGAUUCGUGCCAAUUUAUGUAGUCUUUCUAAAAAUGUACAUAUUUUGUAAUAUAUAUUGCUGUUACUUAAAUUAUUUUCUAAAUUAACAAGAAAAAAACGAAGCACUUGAUCACUACAGGAUAUCUUUCCAACAUUAAACACGAAAAACAUCGAACAUGUA